Messenger RNA from Topomyia yanbarensis, 3403 nucleotides. Its product is annotated as alpha-N-acetylgalactosaminidase. Gene Ontology annotation, cellular component: cytoplasm. The record is from RefSeq and is a predicted model, not a curated record. Lineage: Eukaryota; Metazoa; Arthropoda; Insecta; Diptera; Culicidae. Gene Ontology annotation, molecular function: alpha-galactosidase activity. The coding region runs from base 912 to 2381 and encodes 489 amino acids. Gene Ontology annotation, biological process: glycoside catabolic process; glycosylceramide catabolic process; oligosaccharide metabolic process. The transcript has 7 exons.
CUCAGCGGCGCAAGCUGGCAUAGUUUCGAGCCCCUCGGCAACAAGUAUUGCGCUGACUCCCGAGCCAGACGCACGCGUUUUCGGUGGUGCUCUUCCAAGUAGUCGAAGUUCUUCAUGUUGCAAACUGUUUCCGUUUUCAUAUGCUAUUUUAUCGGUUGAGAUUCUUACCUUUCGGUUCGGUGACAUAAUUUGUCUAUAGUCUGUUUAGAGUUGUUGAUGAUCGUUAAAACGUUGAAUAUUUCUAACGUACCUUCAAUCCGUUGGAACUUUCAGUCGUUCGAACGCCCAAGUGACCAUCUGCGUGCGUUCAGGAAAAUUGUGCAGUGGAAAGGAGAGUGUGUCUGGCUGGAUAAUUCACAUAGCAAGUGCAUAUAAACAACUUGUGGGUGUCGUUUUGCUUGGCUGCAGCGCGCAAAACCGCCUUUUUUAUUGUUAUCGUGCUACUACUUCACAUAUAUAUACAACGAGCAAAAGUGGUUUUCUUUCUGAUAUCGGUUAUCUCACCGCGCAGCCAACAACCACCACAUUCGCGAUUCACGGGUUAUAGAUAGGUUGCCAUUGCCAACAAGUUACGACCGUUUGGGUACGAAAGAGACGGCGCAGUCUGUGAGGUUUGAAUAAGUGAUAAAGAAAUAAUAAUAAUAAUAGUUCAGAUCCGGACCGGUUGAAAGUGUAACCACUCAAACGCUCAACACAAAAGAAAAAGGAAGUCUCCAAGUUUUGGUCAAGAGCCAGUCAAACCGACGGUCUGACGGACUGACUGACUGACUGCGGUUCAGGAAACGACGACUGCGUCAUUGUUGUUCGUCGCCGAUUGCCAGAGAGGUUAUUGACUUGGAUCGGACAGAACUUCAAUUUUCGAGUACACAGUUCAGAUAUCAACCCGUGACCUCAACGCCCCUAUCCCCAUCAUGACACCGCGGGAAGCUAAAGGUGGGACAAAGUUCCGGUCAACGUGCCACGGAAAUAUCAAGCGCAACAAGAGCAAAAUCACUGCCGUCAGUAGCACCAGUAGUAGCAGCAGCAGCAACCGCUACAACCUAACCUGCACCAACAGCUCCCACUCGCCCCUGCAAACAAUUUGCAUUUUCCAGACUGUGAUAGUAUCGUUAGUGCUUGCCAUUUUCCUGCUACCCACCGAAAUCACCAGCCUAGAGAAUGGUCUCGCUCGGACACCCCCCAUGGGUUGGCUCUCCUGGGAGCGGUUUCGCUGCAACACGGACUGCGAAGGCGACCCGGAAAAUUGCAUCAGCGAAAAUCUGUUCCGCACGAUGUCCGACCUAGUGGUGACGGAGGGUUAUGCCGCUCUUGGCUAUGAAUAUAUCAACGUGGACGACUGCUGGCUGGAGAAGUCACGAGGGCCACGAGGAGAGCUGGUUGCUGAUCGGCGCCGUUUUGCGAGCGGUAUGAAGGCCCUCGCUGAUUACGUGCACGCCAAAGGACUCAAGUUCGGAAUUUAUGAAGAUUACGGUAACUACACCUGUGCCGGGUACCCGGGCAUUCUCGGCUUUUCUCAGAACGAUGCGGCACAAUUUGCUGCCUGGGAUGUGGAUUACGUAAAGCUGGACGGAUGUUAUUCCCUACCGAUCGACAUGGAUCACGGUUAUCCGGAGUUUGGAAGAAAUCUCAACGCCACCGGUCGGCCGAUGGUGUAUUCCUGCAGUUGGCCCGUGUAUCAGAUUUACGCCGGAAUGAAUCCAAACUAUUCGUCGAUUAUUCAGCACUGCAAUCUGUGGAGAAACUAUGAUGAUAUCCAGGACUCGUGGGCGUCACUGGAGAGUAUCAUCGACUACUACGGCAACAAUCAGGACGCGAUCAUUCCGAAUGCUGGCCCCGGUCACUGGAACGACCCGGAUAUGUUGAUCAUCGGAAACUUUGGCCUCAGCUACGAGCAGUCGAAGACUCAAAUGGCACUGUGGGCCAUCAUGGCUGCCCCACUGAUGAUGUCGGUCGAUCUGCGAACGAUUCGACCGGAGUUCAAAGCAAUUCUGCAGAACAAGAAAAUUAUUGCCGUCGAUCAAGACCCGCUUGGAAUUCAGGGCAGGAGGAUAUAUAAGCACAAAGGAAUCGAAAUCUGGUCCCGUCCGAUCACACCCAUCUACCAGACAUUCUACUCCUACGCCGUUGCAUUCGUGAACCGACGAACAGAUGGAACCCCAUCGGAUGUAGCCGUCACCCUGCGCGAGCUUGGCCUUAUCUCCCCCACCGGAUACAGAGUAGAGGAUCUGUACGAGGAAGUUGAUUACGGAAUACUGAGCCCGCAAACCAAAAUCAAAGUCAAGGUGAACCCGUCAGGAGUUGUGAUUCUCCGUGCCGAUGUCCAGCCAGAGCGGUAUUCCAAGAGACCGUACAAUCCGAUCUUCUACCGUUAUCCCAACUGAUUCAACUAGACGACUUUCAAAACCGAUGCCAGACGAAUGAACAUUUUUUCCAAGCAACAACAACAACAACUAGUACCUAAGUCUGAUUAAAGUGCGUGUGAUUCCAUUCUGCGUAGAUUUUUGCAAAGCACCCUGACGGUACCAAGGAAUUGGACAAUACAUAACAUACAUAACAUAAGAUUGUGUAGAUAGUCAGCGAUAGAUAACAGAUAGUCGUAGCCUAUUACAAAAUGUAUCUAAAUUGAAGCAAUUGUACAAACGAUUAUGGCUCGUUCAGGGGCCAGCAACUCUCUACCCAGGAAGCACAUAUCUUAGAAACUGUACCGACAUAAAAUUGAGAUGUGCCAGCUCCACCAAAACGCAAUGAAUUCCCUAUGAACCGAUCACUCAGCAAAGCAAAGCAAAAACGGACCAAAAACCACUAACCGUGCAGAGUAAGCCGCAGUAUAAGUGAUUCUAAAAAUAAAGUAGUUGCGAUGUAUUUAAUCGUAUAACAUGCAUAUAUUCUAGAGUUAGAGUGUAUUAGAUCUUUCCACUGCCAAAGGCAAGUGAUUCGUAAGGAAUUCAUUCAGAAUGGUGAUAUUUAUUAUACAAAGCACUAAGCUGCCUUGUAACUGCAUAUUCCAAUCAGUUUUCUCCGUGAGACCGGUGCUUGCAAAGUUAUUGAAACACUAGUUAAAUUUUCAUUUCAACCACCAGCAUUGGAAACCGUUGAGAAAUAUGCCGAUACAUAAUACAAACAAGAAACUUCAAAUUAAUAUGAAUGCAAUUUUUCGGAACCAACCAAUCCGUAAGCUCACUGAGAAGCAGUGUUUGUGGGCGACGGAACAUAUUAAAGCAAUCGCACUUGCUAUAAAACGGAUAAGACGGUGUUGUCAAUUCACGGAUAAGCUACCGAACUAUGUUUGCCUUAUAUCAAACAAAACAGGCAGUGAAUGAACUCAUGCCCGAUAAUGUAAUUUAUUUUUAUCCUAGUGCAUAAGUGAUAUGAAAUUAAAUAAACUAUAGAAAGAAGACGAUAA